AUGAAGUCACGCUUUGCUCUCGGCCUUCUUCUUUUGGGUUGCGGCACGGAGGUGGUCUCCGGCCUCAGCAGGCAGCUCGUGCGCCAGCUCAACUGCCUUCGUAGCGGCCUCUUCACCGACCUGAACUCGCUGUCGCGCGUUUCGCUGUCCACCGCCGCGGCCGCCGUGCCCUACCUGCAGACCUCGGCCGCGUCCGCUCUCCAGCGUGCCGUCAACCAGAGGGGAGUUACGAUGACCAUCAACAGCGCGCUCAGGACUCUGCCCCAGCAGCUCAUGCUCUACACCUGGAUGCUGAGGAAGCAGUGCCGCAUCACCGCCGCCGCUCAGCCCGGCAAGAGCAACCACAACGGUGGUCUGGCUGUCGACAUUCAGGACGCCAACUCGUGGAAGACGGCCAUGACCAACAACGGCUGGACUAAGCUCGGCGACUGGGACCCCAUGCACUACGACUACAACGGUGGUACGGACGUGCGUCAGCUGUCGGUGUUGGCCUUCCAGAAGCUGUGGAACCUGAACAACCCCAACAACAAGCUCACCGAGGACGGCGCUUACGGGUCCAAGACCGAGAACGCCAUUCUCUCGUCGCCGGUGUCCGGCUUCGCCAAGACCAACUGCUAA
This is a messenger RNA of Acanthamoeba castellanii str. Neff, 618 nucleotides long. RefSeq names its product chitinaselike domain containing protein. Bases 1 to 618 code for a protein of 205 amino acids. Lineage: Eukaryota; Discosea; Longamoebia; Acanthamoebidae. The transcript is spliced from 7 exons. Gene Ontology annotation, biological process: proteolysis. The record is from RefSeq and is a predicted model, not a curated record. Gene Ontology annotation, molecular function: peptidase activity.